Molecule: messenger RNA, 1563 nt
Organism: Hevea brasiliensis (rubber tree)
Lineage: Eukaryota; Viridiplantae; Streptophyta; Magnoliopsida; Malpighiales; Euphorbiaceae
Exons: 5
Coding region: 926-1474 (182 amino acids)
Source: RefSeq, a predicted model, not a curated record
UUUCCUCGUUCUCUUUCUUGUUUUUUUUUUCUUUUUUUUUUUGUAGAAAAAUAAUUUAUUACUACUAUUUGCUUCAUUUUCUUCUGCAAUAAUUUCAACUUUUGUAGCAGAGGAUUCUUAGUUUAGUGAUAAUUAGUAUGGGUUAAGGGGUUAUGAGGGGUAGAGAGAGAGAGAGAGAGAGAGAGAGAGAGAGGUGCUGGUGGAAUGUUUUGAUGUUUAUUGGUGAAGAUUGGAUUUUUCAAAUGAUACAGCAGCUAUUGGCUUUAGUAGUGUUCCUGACAGAAGUAAUGGGUUGCUCUCAUCAGGUUAUUUUAAUUUUUGUAAGAAAUGUGGGGAAUAAAUGUGGUCUACAUCAUCUCCUUUUCUCAGCUCUAUUCUUUUUACAAAACUAACCCAUUUCUUUCAUCUUUUUCUCUUGAAUCAUGGCAGCUCGGCACUUCAUAGCUGUAAGCACAUAAAGGAGACUACUUUUUAAAGCAUCCAAUAGGCCACUCUUUAUUUUUAGCUCUCCAGACAUGAAGGCCCAUGCUUUUGAUUUCUUUUAAGUAUGCUUCUUGAGACAAGGUAUGGUAUCCAUUAAGUUAGGCAUCAAGAACAGACAUGAAAAAGGGGAAAAAAAAUGUACUGCUGGGAUUAUCAUAUAACUUUGUCUUUACAUUUUCUAUUGGGGUAUAAAGCUAGCUACAUGGUUUAAAUUAUUCAUUGCAAAGUGUGGGUGUCUUGUUUUUCCAUGGCAGCUAAGCUAUAGGAUCUCAAGUCUCAGAUAAUGUGUGCUUCUACUUCUCAGGACCAAAACCAAAUGCCUUCCACCUACUACUACUACUUCUCAUAAUAAGAUAUAGAGCUCACAUUUUCUCUGAAACUCGUUAAAGUUGGAUCUUCAUCUGUAAAAUCAUUUUUGGUCAGGACCACUGGCAAUCGACAAAUGAGCAAGGAUAUCUAUCUCUUAGAGAAACAACUGCUGAACAGCAAGUCUGGUAGAGCAUUUCACACAGUCGGAAGAAGUUUCAAUAAAGAACACAACAGGACUAUGAGCCAAUUUAGUUCUGAAAGAUCAAAGCCAUGGAACAUAUACACAAGUUCAGACCCUACCCCAUCUGAGACUGGAGUCAUCGACCAUGAAACUCCAUGGAAAAGUUUUGGAACAUCAAUGAAUGCCAUUGCCUUUGGAUUUGUUGCUACAGCUAUAUUAAUAGCAAUGUUCCUGAUCAUGGCGAUUUUCGAACAUCUGUUUAGGCCAAACCCUUCUUUUUCUUUGCCUCAAGAAAUGAUCAACCGGUCUCUGGAAUCAGGACCAGUUGACAAACUUGGAAAUCCACGGACAGUGACAACAACAUCAUAUGUAUCCGAUUUUUCAGUAGUGAUGCCUGGACAGCACUAUCCUACUUGCAUUGCUCAACCAGCUCCUCUUCCAUGCCCAAGGGAAGGGAUUUAUCGGCCUUCCCAUGAACAUAGCAAUCUUAUAUUCCCUUAACGAUAUAUACAAUAUACUUGCAUUUUGGUGUACCAGAAGGUUGUUGUUUUGAUAGUAUAAUACAGAAUGGCACAUCACUUCUAUACUCA